AAAAGUCAUCAAUUACGAAUGACGUACAAGUAAACAGCAACAACAACAUGAGUUUUGACACAUUUAUUAAUAUUUAUGUCGGUAUCAGUGCGGAUGAUGUUUAUCUUUGAUAAGAAAUAAAAACAAAGGCAACGCCACGAGCAGUCAGACUAAAUGCCCUUCUGCUCUAUUUAUUGAAAAUAGGAUUAAAAACAGUGUACCAGUAGUCGGCACUUUAAGGCUUUACUCAUCUUCAAAAUUCCAUUCCCGCAAACAUCAAAGGCGAAUCACAGCGGUGAUGCCGUUGCAGUGACUUGAUAUCAGAGCCCCAUUAAGGAAAAUAAGCGACAAUUGUGAUUGAACCCUCUUUUAAUUGUUCAAAAAAAGUAUUUUUACGCAACAUAGAGCAUCGACAACAAAAAAGAUAGCAAAACAACAACAAGACUCAUCAUCGAAUGGGGAAAACGGUGGGAGAACGACCUCCAACAAAUUGUAUUAAACAAUGCCGCCAUCGACAAUGAAUGAAAGAAAAUACCUACACUUCCAACUAAAUGUAACGACAACAACAAACUAAUGAUUGUCGGAAACAAACAACAAGACCGCCAUUAAUUUCUUCAACAAAAAUUGACAUCAAAACAAAAACCGCUAAAAACGACAAGCAAGCAAAUUUCCAGAUAAAGAAUAACUAAAAGCAAAUCAUCACAACCAUUGCUUUGUUUGAAGGGGGGUUGUUAACUAAACUCUUUCUCUUGAUAAAGAGAACAGCGACACUCUCUUUUGAACCAGCCAGCAGCGUCAUCAAGUUCAAAGUCAACAAAACAAAACCAGCAAAGCUUUUUCGGUUUUGGUAUUUCAUUGUUUUUGUGAUUCUCCUCACAUAACAAAAACAACUGUUAUUGUUCACUCGCUCUCUAAAUUGGAGCUCACUCUUAUUCUCACUGUUGACGGCAGAGCUCCCCAACACGUACAGAGCAGAGGUGCUUUACUUGGCUAUUUAUUUAUUUUUGCAUUGCAAACACGUUGUACGUGUUUCUCUCACUCUCCCUAUCUCUCACCGGACACCAUCAACAACAAAAAACUGCUUACAAAUGAGUAACGAUUCGUCUGCGAGUGAAACAACACCGCUUCGACGGCCGGAAGAAGAAAGCUAUCGCCAUUUACCCGUGGAUGAAAAUUCAUUGACGGCAAGUGUCACAACCAAGCUAUUAACGUCGCGUAACGGUUUACCGGUCGCUUCCACGUCCCACAACGGUGUCAAAUCGAACGCCCGUUUCAAUACGAUUGCCGUGGCGCAUCACGGCAACAGUAGCAACAACAAUACAAAUCACAAUAUUGAAGUUCAUUUAACAGCCGCAUCGGACCAACUUCGCCAUCGUUCACCGUUGGACGCCAACCACAGUCCCUUUACUCCAACUCCAAACGUCAACUACCUCAACAAAAUGGAUACCACAAACAAAAGGAUUCUAUGCCGGAUCGGAUUAGAUGUUCUGAUUUUAAUUUGUGUUCUCUUCCCCAUUCUGUGCUUUUUCCUGUGGGGCGAGUCGUAUAAACGCGGUUUCUUUUGUGACGAUGAAUCGCUGAUGCAUCCUUUCAAAGAAUCCACAAUCAAUAAUUUCUUGUUGUAUUUAAUUGGUCUGGUGCUUCCUGUUGUUGUGAUUAUUAUUGUGGAAAUAAUCCAGUCGCGUCAUCAAGAGAAAAUCUCAAAUGGCAAUAACACUGGCAGACGUUACGUUUUUAUGGACUAUGAAAUACCCGAAUGGCUGGUCCAGUGCUACAAGAAAAUCGGAGUCUUUGGCUUUGGAGCUGGUGUUGGCCAAUUGACGACAGAUAUUGCCAAGUACUCGAUUGGGCGUUUGAGGCCACAUUUCUUUGCGGUCUGCCAGCCUAUCAUGGCUGAUGGCACUACAUGCGCCGAUGCCAUAAAUCAAGGCAAAUAUAUAACAAAUUUCCAUUGUGCUGGUGUUGGUUCCUCCGAACGUAUGUUAAAAGAAGUUUCCCUAUCGUUUCCCAGUGGACAUUCGAGUUUUACCUUCUAUGGCAUGGUUUACUUGGCGAUUUAUCUGCAGUGCCGCAUGACAUGGCGUGGCUCCAAACUGAUGCGUCACUUUCUGCAAUUUAUCGGCAUCAUGUUGGCCUGGUACACCGCCUUGAGCCGUGUUUCCGACUACAAACAUCACUGGUCUGAUGUUUUGGGUGGUUCAUUGAUUGGAUCAAUUGUUGCCAUUGUGGUGACCAACUACGUUUCGGAUUUAUUUCCCAACAAAUCGACGUCGAAAUCUUAUGUCUUGCCAACCUGUACCCGUGAUGUGACACCACAAACAACGUUAAGUUCCAAUGGCAAUUAGGGGCAGCAGAAUUGGAAUACAAGAUGCACAUUACUAAAACGCUUAUAAGAAACAGAAAAAAGUCAACAAAACGAGAAGAUAAUUAGACAACCAUUUAUGGAGCCAGGCUAACAUUCUACAACAAAUCUAAGAGGAAGUUGGAAGUUCAUAGUAUUUAUUUAAAAAAAAAAAAACUAAAUGAUAGCUUAUUAUAAAUCAAUUAAGUAAUAAUUUUUUAACAAAAAUGAUUCUAUAUAAAUAUAUAUAUUUUUUGUAAUUUAAGUCACAAGACAAACAAACACUCGCAAUUAUAUUUCUUAACAAACAUAACCUAAAAAGUAAUGAAUGUAAAGAAAAUCUAUUUAAAAACCAUAACAGAAUUUUCCUUUUGUUAAAUAAGACCAUUUUUCAAAGAAUUUAUUUACACUUAAACAACAGCAAGAGCAACACGAAAAUUCAGCAAUAUUUAUAGUUAAAACAAGCCAAGCUUUCAAAUAUUGACAAAAAAAAUGUAAAUACACCAGCAGGUCUACAAUUAUAGAUAUAUUAUUCAUAUAUUUUUUUGUUUUAUCUCUAGUAAUAAGACAAAACUAAAUGGAAUUUAAUUUAAAUUAAUAACAAAACAAAAUACAUUUAAAUAUUCUUAUAAAAUUAAACAAUAUUCUAAAUAGCUGUUUUAGCACAUCUAAUGUCAGUCCGAAAGCUUAGCAAAAUAAUUAGCACCUCAAGUGUCUUCCUUUGUUUUCAAAAAGGGAUUUUUAAAUCACAUCCAAACACCCGCAAACAUAGUAGUAUUGUUGAAAUAGAAUAAUGAUUCUAAGUAAAAUUGUUGAAAACAAAUCAUGUAGUUAUGUACAAUAUUUUGGAAAAUUGCAAAACAAAAAGAAAAAGAAAUAAAAUUAAACAGUAAUUACAAUAAAAAAACAUAAUUCCUAAAAAUAUUAUAAGAAUAAAGUUAUAAACAACACUCAA
Messenger RNA from Musca domestica (house fly), 3275 nucleotides. Its product is annotated as putative phosphatidate phosphatase. Gene Ontology annotation, molecular function: phosphatidate phosphatase activity. Lineage: Eukaryota; Metazoa; Arthropoda; Insecta; Diptera; Muscidae. The coding region runs from base 1068 to 2324 and encodes 418 amino acids. The transcript has 7 exons. Gene Ontology annotation, biological process: phospholipid metabolic process; signal transduction; phospholipid dephosphorylation. The record is from RefSeq and is a predicted model, not a curated record.